Molecule: messenger RNA, 962 nt
Organism: Rhododendron vialii
Lineage: Eukaryota; Viridiplantae; Streptophyta; Magnoliopsida; Ericales; Ericaceae
Product: LOB domain-containing protein 4-like
Exons: 2
Coding region: 199-726 (175 amino acids)
Source: RefSeq, a predicted model, not a curated record
CCCCCCCUUCCUCUCUCCCUAGCUAGCUCUAAUCAAUUCCCACCUUUCCCUAUUUGUUCGAUUAAGCUACCCUUCAUUUGUCUUUUUCCCCCAUCCCAUCUUUGACUAAAUUUUGCUACUCUUGAUCAUGUGAGGCUAGUUAGUUUUGGGUACUGGUAGAUAGUGUUGAGGUAGUUGCACUAUACGUUGAUAGAAAUAAUGAAGGAGAAUAUUGGUAGUCGAAAACAAGGGGCAGCGUCCCCUUGCGCUGCAUGCAAGCUCCUUCGCCGGAGGUGUGCUCACGAUUGUGUGUUUGCUCCUUACUUUCCGGCUGAUGAGCCGCAGAAGUUUGCUAGUGUGCAUAAGGUGUUUGGCGCUAGCAAUGUUAACAAGAUGUUGCAGGAGUUGCCCGUUCACCAACGGGGCGAUGCGGUUAAAUCCAUGGUUUACGAGGCAAACGCUAGAGUACGUGAUCCGGUAUACGGUUGUGUAGGGGCAAUAUCAUCAUUACAACAUCAGAUCGACGUUCUCCAGACCCAGUUAGCUCUAGCACAAGCCGAGGUUGUGCACAUGCGGAUGCGUGAAUUCUCUUCGAUUUCUAUUCCUCCGGCCACUAACUCACCGGAGAAUGACUCGCCGUCGCCCUCCUCCAAGCUCAUAACACCGUCUUCUCAGACCAAGUCCUUUUUUAACAUGGACAUGGUGGUUGAUCAUGCCAACAUGGGGGAUUCUUUAUGGUCAUGCUAGCUACCAAAAAAGGAGAGAGAAAAUUGCCAGCUUAAUUAGCGUGUCUUCCCUUUUUACGAUUACUAGCAAUCAUGAGCUUUAAUUCUUGAUUGUCUGCCACUUUACUACUGCUGCUUUUUUCCCCUUCACUCCUCCUUGUAUGGGGAGAAGCCUAUAUAUCUAGGGAUGCUGAUUAUAAUUAUCAACCAUAUUGUAUAUAAUAUCGAGAGCAUAUAAAUUAGUAUGAGUUUUUAUUA